AUGGCCUAUGAGCAAGGGACCCCCGAUAGGGUCCCUCCGGACCAGCCGGAUCCUGUCAUGGUCGGCCCCGGACUGUCUACGCUAGGAGAGGGCGCUUACAAAAGGGCCUCGACUGUGACUCCGGCCGUCGUCUCUGACGGCAAACCCAGCGAGCCCGCUGCGAAGGAAGAUGGCCCAUCGUAUUUCUCCGACGUCCCCGGCACAACAUCCACCAAAGACGCCUAUGCGAAAUCUCCUGCUACCCCCGCGGAGGCUGCAUCAGGCGCCACGUCCGGCCCGGAACUUCUGCGUCGCCUCAGUCUCGUGGGAGGAGGCCUCACGCCGGCGUCUCCGGUGUUAGACCCGCGGACUGCCCACCCGGGGCUGAAAUUGUCAGGCAGGAUCAUCAGCGCCGCUUUCUGUAUUCCAUACAAAGUAGCCUUCGAGCCAGGAUCGGAUUGGGAAUUGAAACCCCGACCAGGCACGUCCGCGCUCUUUGACUCAUUCGCCCAUCUCGCCUCCGACAAGUCGCCGUGGUCGCAUAUUCUCGUCGGCUGGACGGGCGAGGUGGAACCCAUUCAGAAAGAGCAAAGGCCUCCGUUGCAACCCGUCUCAGCAAAUGGCACUCCGGCAGCCAUCUCUACGCUCGCAACCGGGCCUGCGACGCAGCUCGCUAUGCAUAAAGUGGCAGCGCCGGUCCCUGUCGGGUACCACCAGAAACCCAGCCAUCCGGUCGUGGAGGGCGUCAAGGUGUCCAAGGCGGAUCGCGAUCGUCUCGAGUCCCAGCUGCGGUCGAGCAAGUACGGCAAGAUCUUCCCCGUCUGGCUGUCGGCCGAGUCCGACGAGCCCAGUGACGACAUCUGGCUCAAGGACCAGUCUCGCUGGAGGCGUUAUCCUGAGCGGGCCCUCUAUCCUCUGCUGCACUACAAACAGAAUGGUCCGACAGACGGCCGGUCAGAGCGCAAGUGGUGGACGGACUAUUUGCGCAUGAACCGACUCUUCGCCGAUCGGAUUGCUGAGAUAUACCAGGCGGGUGAUAUCGUUUGGAUCCAUGACUACCACCUGUUCUUGCUCCCCAGUCUGCUGCGGCAGCGGAUCCCCAACAUUUACAUCGGCUUCUUCCUGCAUGCGCCGUUCCCCAGCAGCGAAUACCUGCGCUGUCUGGCCAAGCGAAAGGAAGUGCUCGAGGGCGUGCUGGGAGCCAACAUGAUUGGCUUCCAGACCUACUCAUACUCGCGGCAUUUCUCGUCCUGCUGCACGCGCAUCCUGGGCUUCGAUUCCAAUCCAGCGGGCGUAGAUGCCUACGGAGCCCAUGUCGCUGUGGAUGUCUUCCCAACCGGUAUCGAUGCGCAAAGUGUGCAAAAGUUGGCCUUUGGCGCCCCCGACAUCGAAGAGGUGGUGCUGCGGAUUAAGAAACUGUAUGCGGGCAAGAAGAUCAUCGUGGGCCGGGAUCGACUCGACAGCGUCCGUGGAGUGGCCCAGAAGCUGCUCGCCUUCGAAACCUUUCUGGAUCGGUACCCGCAAUGGCGGGAAAAAGUCGUGCUGAUCCAGGUCACCAGCCCGACCAGUAUGGAGGAGGAGAAGGAGGACCCCGAAAACAAGAUUGGCAGCCAGGUGUCGAAUCUCGUGUCAACCAUCAACGGCCGCUUUGGCUCGCUGAGUUUCACGCCCGUGCAGUACUAUCCGCAAUACAUCUCGCAGCAGGAGUAUUUCAGCUUGCUGCGGGUGGCUGACGUGGGCCUGAUCACCAGUGUUCGCGACGGCAUGAACACGACCAGCUUGGAGUACGUUCUCUGCCAGCAGAACAACCACGGACCGCUUAUCCUGUCCGAAUUCUCGGGGACGGCGGCCAUGCUUCCCAGUGCGAUCCAUAUCAACCCGUGGGAUCUGAGCGGCGUGGCAGCCGCGAUCGAUCGGGCCUUGACCAUGAGUGAGGAGGAGAAGGCUGAACAGCAUCGCAAGCUCUACAAGCAUGUCACCUCCAAUACAGUCUCCGCCUGGUCGCAGCAGUAUCUCAACCGUCUAUUGACGAACCUGUCCUCGUUUGACCAGUCGAUCGUCACGCCGGCCCUGGACCGGAGCAAGUUGUUGAAACAGUACCGCAAGGCCAAGAAACGGCUCUUCAUGUUCGAUUACGAUGGAACGCUGACCCCGAUCGUCAAGGAUCCGCAGGCUGCCAUCCCGUCGGAUCGCGUCUUGCGGACGAUCAAGACGCUGGCUGCGGAUCCGAAGAACGCCGUGUGGAUUAUCAGCGGCCGGGAUCAAGCGUUCCUGGACGAGUGGAUGGGUCAUAUCCCGGAACUGGGGCUGAGCGCCGAGCACGGCUGCUUCAUCCGCAAACCGCGCAGCGACGACUGGGAGAACCUGGCCGCGCAGACGGACAUGGGCUGGCAGAAGGAGGUCAUGGACAUCUUCCAGCACUACACCGAGCGGACGCAAGGGGCGUUUAUUGAACGGAAGCGCGUGGCGCUGACCUGGCACUACCGCCGCGCGGAUCCGGAAUACGGCGCGUUCCAGGCGAAGGAGUGCCGCAAGCACCUGGAGGAGACGGUGAUGAAGAAGUGGGAUGUCGAAGUGAUGGCAGGGAAGGCCAAUCUCGAAGUACGCCCGACGUUUGUGAACAAGGGGUUCAUCGCAACGCGCCUGGUGAAUGAAUACGGGACAGCACCGGGAGAGCCGCCGGACUUUGUCCUGUGCCUGGGCGACGACUUUACCGACGAGGACAUGUUCCGUGCCCUGCGCAAUUCCGACCUCCCACCCGAGCAUGUCUUCUCCGUGACGGUGGGCGCGAGCUCGAAGCAGACCCUGGCCAGCUGGCACCUGUUAGAACCAGCUGACGUGAUUGCGACAAUUGGGUCAUUGAACAGCAGCUCGAUAACUGCGGAGUACUAG
Molecule: messenger RNA, 2871 nt
Organism: Rasamsonia emersonii CBS 393.64
Lineage: Eukaryota; Fungi; Ascomycota; Eurotiomycetes; Eurotiales; Trichocomaceae
Product: Alpha,alpha-trehalose-phosphate synthase (UDP-forming)
Exons: 3
Coding region: 1-2871 (956 amino acids)
Biological process (GO): fungal-type cell wall organization; trehalose biosynthetic process; cellular response to heat
Cellular component (GO): alpha,alpha-trehalose-phosphate synthase complex (UDP-forming); cytosol
Molecular function (GO): catalytic activity
Source: RefSeq, a predicted model, not a curated record